Molecule: messenger RNA, 2136 nt
Organism: Peromyscus eremicus (cactus mouse)
Lineage: Eukaryota; Metazoa; Chordata; Mammalia; Rodentia; Cricetidae
Gene: Jak3
Product: Janus kinase 3
Biological process (GO): intracellular signal transduction; cell differentiation; cytokine-mediated signaling pathway
Cellular component (GO): cytoskeleton; membrane; cytosol
Molecular function (GO): cytokine receptor binding; ATP binding; non-membrane spanning protein tyrosine kinase activity
Source: RefSeq, a predicted model, not a curated record
GAGUCAUGGCACCUCCAAGUGAGGAGACACCUCUGAUCCCUCAGCGCUCCUGCAGUCUCUCAUCCUCAGAGGCAGGAUCCCUGCAUGUCCUCCUUCCUCCCCGGGGAUCUGGGCCUCCCCAGCGACUGUCAUUCUCUUUUGGGGACUACUUGGCAGAGGAUCUGUGUGUGCAGGCAGCCAAGGCCUGUGGCAUCCUGCCUGUUUAUCACUCGCUCUUCGCUCUGGCCACCGAGGACUUGUCUUGCUGGUUCUCUCCAAGCCACAUCUUCUCCGUGGAGGACGUGGACACUCAAGUCUUGGUCUACAGGCUCCGCUUUUACUUCCCUGGCUGGUUUGGGCUGGAGACAUGUCACCGCUUUGGGCUGCGCAAAGAUUUGACGAGCGCCAUUCUGGACUUACAUGUUUUAGAACACCUCUUUGCCCAGCACCGCAGUGACCUGGUGAGUGGGCGCCUCCCAGUGGGCCUCAGCCUGAAGGAGCAGGGAGAGUGCCUGAGCCUGGCCGUGCUGGACCUGGCCCAGAUGGCCCGUGAGCAGGCCCAGCGGCCAGGCGAACUGCUCAAGACCGUCAGCUACAAAGCCUGCCUGCCGCCCGGUCUGCGCGACCUGAUCCAGGGCCUGAGCUUCGUGACGCGCAGGCGCAUCCGCAGGACCGUGCUCCAGGCGCUGCGCCGCGUGGUGGCCUGCCAGGCCGACCGCUACUCGCUCAUGGCCAAGUACAUCCUGGACCUGGAGCGGCUGCACCCGGCGGCCGCCGCCGAGACCUUCCGCGUGGGGCUCCCGGGUGCCCAGGAGGGGCCGGGGCUCCUGCGCGUCGAGGGCGGCAGCGGCGUCGCCUGGAGCCCCGGGGACCACGAGCUUUUCCAGACCUUCUGUGACUUUCCCGAAAUCGUGGACGUCAGCAUCAAGCAGGCCCCGCGCGUGGGUCCGGCAGGGGAGCAGCGGCUGGUCACCAUCACCAGGAUGGACAGCCACAUCCUGGAAGCGGAGUUCCCGGGGCUGCCCGAGGCGCUGUCCUUCGUGGCCCUCGUGGAUGGCUACUUCCGGCUGACCUGCGACUCCAGGCAUUUCUUCUGCAAGGAGGUGGCGCCGCCGAGGCUGCUGGAGGAAGUGGCAGAGCUGUGCCACGGACCCAUCACGCUGGACUUCGCGGUCCACAAGCUGAAGGCCGCCGGCUCCCUCCCGGGCUCCUACAUUCUCCGCCGCAGCCCUCAGGACUAUGACAGCAUUCUCCUCACUGCCUGCGUGCAGACGCCGCUCGGCCCGGACUACAAGGGCUGCCUCAUCCGCCGGGACCCCGCCGGGGCCUUCUCCCUGGCCGGCCUCAGCCGGCCGCACCGGAGCCUCCGGGAGCUGCUGGCGGCCUGCGGGCACUCGGGGCUGCGUGUGGAUGGCGCCGCCCUGCACCUCACCUCCUGCUGCGCCCCCAGGCCCAAGGAGAAGUCCAAUUUGAUCGUGGUGAGAACGAGCUGCACCCCUGCCCCGGCCCCCGGCCGCGCCCCGUCCUGCUGCGCACUAACGCAGCUGAGCUUCCACACAAUCCCUGCGGACAGCCUGGAGUGGGGCCGCCUGCUGCUGUUCGCCUGGCAGAUCUGCAAGGGCAUGGAGUUGGGCGCGCGCCGCUGCGUGCACCGCGACCUGGCUGCGCGAAACAUCCUGGUGGAGAGCGAGGCGCAUGUGAAGAUCGCCGACUUCGGCCUCGCCAAGCUGCUGCCGCUCGGGAAGGACUACUACGUGGUCCGCGAGCCGGGCCAGAGCCCCAUCUUCUGGUACGCCCCGGAAUCCCUGUCCGACAACAUCUUCUCCCGCCAGUCUGACGUGUGGAGCUGCGUGGUGCUGUACGAGCUCUUCACCUUCAGCGAGAAGAGCUGCAGCCCUUCAGCCGUGCUUCCUGCGCAGGAUGGGCCUGAGCGUGAGGGGCCAGCCCUCUGCCGCCUUCUGGAGCUGCUGGCCGAGGGCCGCCGCCUCCCGCCACCUCCCUCCUGCCCCCAUCGAGGUGAGGGAGGCAGACUAGUUCAGGAGCUCAUGCAGCUGUGCUGGGCGCCCAGCCCGCAGGACCGGCCGGCCUUCAGCGCCCUGAGCCCACAGCUGGACGCGCUGUGGCGUGGGAACCCGGGAUAGCAGUCGGGGGAGCGCC